Messenger RNA from Trematosphaeria pertusa, 825 nucleotides. RefSeq lists its product as uncharacterized. The coding region runs from base 1 to 825 and encodes 274 amino acids. The transcript has 3 exons. The record is from RefSeq and is a predicted model, not a curated record. NCBI's taxonomy places the organism in Eukaryota, Fungi, Ascomycota, Dothideomycetes, Pleosporales, Trematosphaeriaceae.
AUGUACUUUUCGAGAUCAUUCAUCGCAUCCGCCCUGCUCGGGUUUGGAACCGCAACCACGCACAUGGGCGAGAUGGCUAUGGGCAUGUCCACGGCAGUAGCGGCGUCAGAGACCGUGAUGACCUCGACCGCAAUGGCAGCCGCAGCCUCAUCGACAGGAAUGGCUGCGGAGGGGAUGGUUACCACGCACGUAGUUAACGUCGGCGGAGCCAAUGGAUCGCUCACCUUCUCUCCCGACAACAUUCAGGCCAGCGUGGGAGACCUUGUCCAAUUCCAGUUCCACCCCAAGAACCACUCUGUCGUCCAGGCGACAUUCGAUCAGCCUUGCACACCCAUCCAGAACGUAAUGCCUAACAUGACGACCGCGUUCUUCUCCGGCUUCAUGCCUAGCAACGCUUCCGUUGGCACCACCGCCAACCUUCUGACCUACACCAUCCGCGUCAUGGACACGAAGCCCGUUUGGUUCUACUGCUCGCAAGGAAUGCAUUGUCAGGCUGGUAUGGUCGGCGCUAUCAACGCUGCUGCCACCGGUAACAAGACCGUUGCCGCCUACAAGGCCCUCGCCGCUGCUGCCUCGGAGAACCUCAGCCCUGGACAAGUCGCUGGACAAGGAAACGCCUCUCCCUCGGGUGGCUCCGGCGCCGCCGCGUCUUCUGCGGCAGGAACCGGUGCUGGAGGUGCUGGCACUGGAGCUACCGCUACCGAGUCUUCUGGCGCCAACCCUGCUCAGCAGACCACCAACGCCGCACCUGGUCUCUACGACGCUUCUCGGCAAUCUCUCUUCGGCCUUACCCUGGGUGGUCUGGCUGCUUUCUUGGUGUUGUAG